AUGUUGUCUUUAUCAAGAACGAGACUUUCGAAAGCGUCGAUAAUUUCUCGAUCGUUGACAAGAGGUUAUGUGGCUGCAUCUCAGACCCAUCGAGCGAGCGAAGCGACCAAUUUCGGUCAACAUAAAGGUUAUCCUGUAAUCGAUCAUGAAUUCGAUGCUGUAGUAGUCGGUGCUGGUGGUGCUGGAUUAAGAGCAGCUUUCGGUUUAGCCGAAGGAGGUUUGAAGACUGCUUGUAUCACUAAACUUUUCCCCACUCGGUCGCACACCGUUGCCGCUCAAGGUGGUGUUAACGCUGCUUUGGGAAAUAUGACUGAAGAUGAUUGGAGAUGGCACAUGUACGACACCGUAAAAGGUUCUGAUUGGUUAGGUGAUCAAGAUGCUAUUCACUACAUGACCAGAGAAGCUCCCAACACAGUCAUUGAACUCGAACAUUACGGUGUACCUUUCUCGCGAACAAAAGAAGGAAAGAUCUAUCAAAGAGCAUUUGGUGGACAAUCUUUACAAUAUGGUAAAGGUGGACAAGCCUAUCGAUGUGCAGCAGCUGCCGAUCGAACUGGACAUGCCAUCUUGCACACACUAUACGGUCAAUCAUUAAGACACAACACCAAUUUCUUCAUCGAAUAUUUCGCUCUUGACCUCUUGAUGCAAGAUGGUGAAUGUGUCGGUGUCAUCGCAUUGAACAUGGAAGAUGGUACAUUACACAGAUUUAGAUCACACAAAACAGUCUUGGCAACAGGUGGUUAUGGACGUGCAUAUUUCUCAUGUACUUCAGCACAUACCUGUUCAGGUGAUGGAAACGCAAUGGUCGUCAGAGCAGGUUUACCUCUUCAAGAUUUAGAAUUCGUGCAAUUCCAUCCUACUGGUAUUUACGGCGCAGGUUGUCUGAUCACUGAAGGUUCUCGAGGUGAAGGUGGUUACUUGCUCAACUCUGAAGGUGAAAGGUUCAUGGAAAGAUAUGCACCUACAGCUAAAGAUUUGGCGUCCCGAGAUGUCGUUUCGAGAUCUAUGACAUUAGAGAUCCGAGAAGGACGGGGUGUCGGACCUGAAAAAGAUCAUAUCUUCCUCCAAUUAUCACAUCUACCAGCUGAGAUCUUACACGAACGAUUACCUGGUAUCUCUGAAACAGCCGCCAUUUUCGCCGGUGUAGAUGUCACCAAAGAACCUAUCCCCGUUUUACCUACCGUCCACUACAACAUGGGUGGUAUCCCAACCAAGUACACUGGAGAAGUAAUUACCGUUGAUAAAGAUGGAAAAGAUCAAGUCGUUCCAGGUCUUUACGCAGCAGGAGAAGCUGCAUGUGUAUCGGUACACGGUGCCAAUCGAUUAGGUGCCAAUUCAUUAUUGGAUAUCGUAGUCUUUGGUCGAGCAUGUGCCAAUCACAUCAAAGAGAAUUUGGCUCCCAACACACCUCAUAAACCAUUCAAAGAUGAUUUGGGUAAAGAAUCCAUUGCAAAUCUCGAUAAAAUCAGAAAUUCUUCAGGUCCCAUGUCAACUGCUCAAGUUAGAUUAAACAUGCAAAAAACAAUGCAAACUGAUGCUGCUGUGUUCAGAACUCAAGAAUCACUCGAUCAAGGUGUAGAGAAGAUGACUGAAGUAUAUGGCCAAUACGAUAAAGUCGGUAUCAAAGAUCGAAGUAUGAUCUGGAAUUCAGAUUUGAUUGAAACUCUUGAACUUCGAAACAUCCAACAAAACGCCAUUCAAACUGUCGUUUCAGCCGCUGCAAGAAAAGAAUCAAGGGGUGCUCAUGCCAGAGAAGAUUUCCCAGAUCGAGAUGAUGAUAAAUGGAUGAAACACACUUUAUCAUUCCAACAUGAUCCUGAAUCAGCUAAAGUUGACCUAUCUUAUCGAAAAGUAAUCAGUCAUACUCUUGACGAGGCUGAAUGUAAAGCAGUCCCUCCAUUCAAGCGAACUUAUUAA
Kwoniella shivajii is the source of this 1917-nucleotide messenger RNA. Its product is annotated as succinate dehydrogenase [ubiquinone] flavoprotein subunit 1, mitochondrial. Bases 1 to 1917 code for a protein of 638 amino acids. Gene Ontology annotation, biological process: tricarboxylic acid cycle; mitochondrial electron transport, succinate to ubiquinone. NCBI's taxonomy places the organism in Eukaryota, Fungi, Basidiomycota, Tremellomycetes, Tremellales, Cryptococcaceae. The transcript has 8 exons. The record is from RefSeq and is a predicted model, not a curated record. Gene Ontology annotation, molecular function: succinate dehydrogenase (quinone) activity; electron transfer activity; flavin adenine dinucleotide binding.